UCAGCCGCACCGUGAAGGGGCCGUCCCUCUCACUGGAGAUCUGACCGUGCCAGGCCCACCUAUCCCCAGCAUCUCCACACAUCUCCUGCUUAGACCAUACUUUUGACUUGAGUGCGCGACCAGAUCACACGGGGACAAGUCGAAGACUGUUUGUAAAGAGUAACUCGGCCAAGAUGGAUGUGUUCAUGAAGGGUUUGUCUAAAGCGAAAGAAGGGAUGGCUGUGGCCGCAGAGAAGACCAAGGAAGGAGUUGCGGUUGCAGCUGAAAAGACCAAGGAAGGAGUUAUGUUCGUAGGUACAAAGGCAAAGGACAGCGUGGGAACAGUGGCUGAGAAGACCCACGGAGCCGUGGGGAACAUUGUCGCUGCUACCGGCCUGGUAAAGAAGGACGAGUUCCCGGCCGACAUGAACCCCGAGGAGUAUGGGCAGGAAGCCAUGGAGGGCCAGGGAGAGGGGAUGCAGCCAGAAGGGGAGACAUAUGAUGAAACCCAGCAGGAGAGCCAGGACUACGAGCCAGAAGCGUAAACACAUCAACCCCGACCCAUCAAAACACCAUCCAACCAGCAGCACAAUAAUAUUUCUAAUGAUAAUAAAGGACAAAGGCUGAAACUAUUACAAUUACAUCCCUGUUGCAAAAAACAACAAAAAGACAAGCAUUCCCACUGAAAAUGUUCUUCCUUCGAGACAAAUCUUUUAUUAUUAUAUAUUGUAAAUGUCAUGUUAUUAAUGUAAUGUGUUGGGUGUAGGUAUUUAUUGAGCUGUAGGAGUUGUCCUCUCAGUCUCAUUUCCUUGACUCCCUCCCAACGAAAUGAGACCAGAACCAGGGCCUGUGACUUUGUACUUGUGUGUGUGUGUGUGUGUGUGUGUGUGUGUGUGUGUGUGUGUGUGCGUGUGCGUGUAUUUAGAAAUGUGCAAUAGAUGUUCAUCAUCUUCCAAUGAGACAUUGGGAGUGAAAAAAUCAAUAUGGCCGGUUGCAAGCAGAUAUGAGUAUAAUAAUAUCCUCCUAAGUGUCAACAAUGCCUGUUUGUGGGUUUUGUUUUGUUCUAUCUUUCUUUUCUCUUUGCAUUUCUUUUGAGAUUUGUUUUUUGAAGUAAGAGUUUUUUACAUUGUAUCUUUAUAGUUGCUUGUGAAAUCAUUCCAGUAAACUGUCUGUUAGGAACUUGACAGAGUGUACAUGUUUGUGUGUGUGCGUGUGUUUGUGUGCGUACUGAAGAUUUUAAGAUGUUAAAGUUAAUAUAUUCUGUCUUUAUGGAUGUCAUAUCAAUAUGAGCUUUAAAUUGCAGGACUUGUCAAUAAAAGGUUUAUGUGUUAAGACAGAUCUAUAAAUCCUCUGUAAAUAAAAACUGAA
Molecule: messenger RNA, 1347 nt
Organism: Cololabis saira (Pacific saury)
Lineage: Eukaryota; Metazoa; Chordata; Actinopteri; Beloniformes; Belonidae
Gene: sncb
Product: synuclein, beta
Exons: 6
Coding region: 174-524 (116 amino acids)
Biological process (GO): synaptic vesicle endocytosis; chemical synaptic transmission; synapse organization
Cellular component (GO): cytoplasm; axon terminus; neuronal cell body
Molecular function (GO): cuprous ion binding
Source: RefSeq, a predicted model, not a curated record